This is a messenger RNA of Solanum dulcamara, 1942 nucleotides long. RefSeq names its product zinc finger CCCH domain-containing protein 62-like. Bases 115 to 1713 code for a protein of 532 amino acids. Gene Ontology annotation, molecular function: metal ion binding. The transcript has 9 exons. Lineage: Eukaryota; Viridiplantae; Streptophyta; Magnoliopsida; Solanales; Solanaceae. The record is from RefSeq and is a predicted model, not a curated record.
UCAUUGCGGAAAAACAGUCCAAUCAACCAACAAUUACAGUACAAAUUUCGGGAAUACAAUCCACUUAACAACGGUAAUAUUUUCAAAUUAAAACCCUAUUUGAACAAUUAUUUGAUGAGCAAAGAGCUCUUGAAUCACCAUCUUACAGAAACCAAAAAAAUGGAUUCCGAGCAGCAGUACGACCAACUGGAAAGCGAUAGCGAUUACGAUUCCGAUGAUUCGCAAGAGGACCCAACUUUUGACCUUCUUGAAGAGACAAGAUCCAGUCUCUCAAAACUCUCCAUCAAAAAACACAAAUCUAAGGAUAUGUCUGCUAGGCGUAAUGUUUCUAAGGCUUUGGAAGAUUGUGUUGAGGAGGAAGAGCAGGAUCUGGAGAAGUUAGUGCCAGAGCUUGAUGAGAAAGAUAAAAAAAGUUUUGAAAAUGUUCAAAAGAUAAUCAAAGCUGGUCAGAUUGAGAAAUUGAAAGUGGAGCAAUGCAAGGUUUACCUAAGGAAACAUGGGCUGAGAUUGACGGGUAGCAAAGAUACACUUAUUCAGCGCAUUAAAGAGCACACCGACAUUCUCGAUGGUCGUGGAGAGGAAAAAUAUCCCCCAUCUAGUUUUGUAUUGAACUGUAAAGGGGACGCGUGCACUGGGGAUGUUGUUAUCUUUGAACAAAAUGUAUAUGAAAUGUUCAGCAUUGCAUCAAGAAGUGCUACUGGCCCUCCCUGUGGAACAAGAAUAGUAGCAGGGCGGAUUGUGAAAGAGAGCUAUGGUGCUAAAAAGCAGCAACAUACCUUUACGGUUGAGGUAUUGUGGAGUAAAGGGGAAAAACCGCUGCCUCCACUGCAUCCUCUCCUCAUCAAGGGCAGAAACCUCUAUAGAUUAAAAACGUUGCGACAGAAAUGGGACAAUGAAGCAGAAAGGCAGAAAAUUUUAUCAGAAAAGCAUGCCAGAGGUUCCGUUGCUCAGUCUAGCAGGGAAACACGUGUCCAAGAGAAGGAAAUGCGAAAGAUGCGAAGGGAAAAUAGGGUAAGCACAGAUUACAAGGAGAAGAAAACUGUAGCUGAGAGUGAAGUGAAACAGCUGCAUUCUCGCUCGAUGAACUCCUUAAACAAGAAAGAUCAGCCUCAGGUAGAAGUGGUGGACAGCGGCCAAAAUGAUGAACAAAAGGAAUUCAGAAAUUAUACAAAGACAAUACAGGAAAAUGUCUUCCCUAGAGAAAACAGGCCAGAAGAAAGGCUUAAUCAGAGGCAGCCUUUGACUAAAGUCAACCUGAAUUAUCCUAGUUCUUACAUGGAGCAGCAAGGCUUCGGAGAAAGCUACACUUCAAAUACACAUAUGCCAAUGUGGAGGGGCUCUAGCUGUGGAGGCAACACUUACAACUAUAAUAAUCCAUCAAGAAUGCAUACCUCUAAUGCGCAUAAUAUUCCAACGUGGAGGGGCUAUAGCGAUGGAAGUUACAACAACUGCUAUACUAGUAGGAGUCCAUUGCGAGGACAUGGUCAUAUUUAUGCAGGGGGUCAUGGUCAUUCACAAAAUAUGAACUAUAAAUCUCCACGAAGAACUGAGAACUGGCAAGCAAGGAAUGGUUGGUGUAAUGUGGGAGCUGCAAAGCGUCCAUUUCUUCAAGGACAGCGCGAGGAACAAAAGAAGCCUUGCCGCUUUUAUGCUCAAGGAAGAUGCUACUAUGGGCAUAGUUGCAAGUACUUGCAUGAUUCUGUAGAUAUUUAAGCAAGUGAAAGAGAAGCAGUGUAAGAUAGCUUUGGGAGAUCUUUACAGAUCAAUUUUUGGUUCCAUUUUUUUGGGUGACAAGUCUUUGUCUCGGGGAUAGUGUCAUUGUUCACAAAAAAACUUGAAGAACAAACUGUUUUUUUUAAUUUUGUUAAACUGUUUUCUAUUCCCUAACUGCAAUUACAAAGCAAACUCUUGAGCUCGAAUGGAAAAGGUGUAGUUAAGUUGA